Molecule: messenger RNA, 847 nt
Organism: Monopterus albus (swamp eel)
Lineage: Eukaryota; Metazoa; Chordata; Actinopteri; Synbranchiformes; Synbranchidae
Gene: abitram
Product: actin binding transcription modulator
Exons: 6
Coding region: 162-710 (182 amino acids)
Biological process (GO): regulation of actin filament polymerization; dendrite morphogenesis; regulation of filopodium assembly
Cellular component (GO): dendrite; nucleus; filopodium tip
Molecular function (GO): actin monomer binding; actin filament binding
Source: RefSeq, a predicted model, not a curated record
AAAAACCUUUCCGGAACCAUUGGCUUCCGGAGCUUUUGAAAGACGGACACAGCACGAUGCCACACAAUUUUCUGUCCGUCAAGCAAAGUAGUGGAUUAGCCGAGCUGAGGCAUUGAAACAUAGUAGUGUUUUUGUUAGACCCCGUGUUGUGAAAACUUCUGAUGGAUGGCGGAGAGCAGAAAGACACACAAGCAAAUGCGCCUUCCGUUAUCGACCGAUAUUACACGCGGUGGUACAGAGCCGAUUUGAAGGGGAAACCAUGUGAGGACCAUUGCAUCCUGCAGCAUUCAAACAGAAUAUGCGUCGUGACGUUAGCAGAGACCCACCCGAUCCUCCAGAGUGGGCGUACAAUCAAAAGUAUCAAUUACCAAAUCAGUAACGUCUGCAGUCGGCUGAAUAAUAAAGUCUCUGGGAAGUCCAAGCGGGGAGGUCAGUUCCUUACCGAUUUCGCACCUCUGUGUAGGAUAACAUGCACAGAUGAAACUGAAUACACAGUCUACAGCUGCAUUCGGGGCCGACUUCUUGAGGUCAAUGAGAGUAUUUUAGAAACACCUACUCUCUUGCUAGAAAAGCCGUCCACUGAGGGAUACAUUGCUGUCAUCCUGCCUAAGUUUGAGGAGAGCAAAAGCAUAACAGAGAAUCUUCUGAGCAGAGAAGAGUUUGAGAGUGUCCUCGCCAAACGAAAGGUUGCUGAAUCACAACCAUCUUGACAGAGCUUUUAUUACCUUGUUGAUGAAGUGUUAAACCCCAUCAUGUUGGCUACAAGCUACGGACACUAACCUGGAAAAGUGACAUUCACUUCUAAAGGACUUUAACAUAUACACAAACAUUGCACUGUGCCUAUAAA